Molecule: messenger RNA, 1617 nt
Organism: Fragaria vesca subsp. vesca
Lineage: Eukaryota; Viridiplantae; Streptophyta; Magnoliopsida; Rosales; Rosaceae
Product: probable S-acyltransferase At3g18620-like
Exons: 4
Coding region: 61-1143 (360 amino acids)
Molecular function (GO): palmitoyltransferase activity
Source: RefSeq, a predicted model, not a curated record
UCUCUCUACCAUGGAGAACCUUCUUCUUCUUCUACAGAAUUGGGAUGCCUUCUUAUUUGGAUGACGUCAAUCUCUCGACCUGCUCCAGAGGCUUUAGCAAUCAUGGCUGACUUGCCCGAGGAGCAUAUUACAUCCAUCAAGGAAGAAUAUGAUGUUCAGUGUUGGGGUUGUGGAUUACACCUUCUUCUUCCAUCAAAUUCUCCACUUUUCAAAUGUGGUUGGUGUGGAGCGUUAACAAAUCAAAAUGCAAGAAAACGUGAUACCAAGUACAUUUGGUUGAGACGCUUGCGAGAUCGAAUCUUUGUCUUUAUCCUUCUCAUAUUUAUGCUCUUUGUGAUAUGUGGUGGAGUGUGGGCGGUGCACCCUGUUCUUUUCGCUACCAGCUAUUUCACUGGAAUUUUCCACUCCAUCAUAACCUUCAUAUUGUCUGUAGCUACUCUUUACACAUUCAGUUCUGCUGCAUUCAAGUGUGCUGGAACACCUCCAUUCAUAGUCUGGGGCAGCUAUCCAGCUGUGGGGAAAGGUGGCCUUGAGAAUUAUACCUUCUGUAACCUCUGCUCAAAGCCCAAGUCUCCAAGAACUCAUCACUGCCGGACCUGCGGAAAGUGUAUAUUGGACAUGGAUCACCACUGCCCAUUUAUUGGGAAUUGUGUUGGUGCUGAUAAUCACCCCCACUUCAUUGCCUUACUUAUUUCAGUUAUUAUUGGUACAACAUAUGUGUCUGUCAUGGCUGUAUAUGUAUGUUUCCAAAUAUGGCCAUCCAUAACAUUCGAAAGCAUCAGCAGCUUUAAUGUGUACAGCACUGAGUUCGCUAUGAGAUAUGCCAGGGUGCUUCUUAUGGGUUUGCUAAGAUCUGUAGUGUUUUUGGAGCCUAGAGGGCUUGUUCUAGUAUAUCUCUUAAUUUCAAGUGUUUCAUUGGGGAUAGGGUUGUUCAUACUUCUGUGGCAGCAGCUCUGUUAUAUAUAUGAGGGGAAAACCUACUUGAGUGAUUUAAGCUCACAAGGCAGCGAUGACGUUGGAGAGAAGGAUUGCCAAAAUAUUUUGCGUUUCUUUGGAUGGCCAUAUUCUUUCUCAAGAUACAUGCCUCUCUGGUCUAUUUCAAGAUUUCUGCCAAGUUUCCAUAAGAAGAGACAUGCAAAGUAAAUAUUGUAGUAUGAUCUAAUGAAAUCCACUUCUUUCCCUUUUCUGGGAUGGUGGAGGAGGCAGAGACUUGAAGGGGAUGGGGCAAGGCGGCAUUAUGCGCCAUUCAUAUGAACGCAACCAUUCACGUGCUGCUCACAUGGUGGGGUGAUUGUACGAGGGAAAGCAUAUACACCCCACCCCUCAGAAGACUCUUUGUUAGGAUGGUAAUUGCAGCAAUUUGUGCUUUCAUCAAGUACUGUGUAAUCUGUAUCAUACAUUUUUUGGGAAAUUUGGACAAGAGUUGUUUUCUCUAAUGGUUUGAUUCAGCACUUGCUUUAGUUGAUUGCUGACAGAAAUUUUUGAACCGUUGUUUCUUACUGAGUGUGAAAUUAUAAUGCUGUAGUUCAGAUUUGGCUAUCCAGAAUGUAAAAGAACCAUGUUUAUUUAAGAAUGAUCAAAUGUUAUUUGUAUUAAUGAUGUAGAAGAAAUUGGACC